CAGGGCUGCAGCUGUGGGUCGUUUCAGGUUGUAUUACUGAAGUAUAACUGCGCACAGAACUAUUGGAGACAAAUAAUAACUGCUUUAUCCAAACAUCCGGUUUAUUACCAGUCUGUAGCUGCUGCCUGCAGAGCUAUCAGCCAUGAACGCCUCUACCAGCAGAGAGGAUGCAAGCCCACCAGAGCACUAUGUGCCGCAGUCAUCAUUAGCCGCUGCAGCAUCAUCUUCAUCAGCUCCAGCAGGAGGAGGAGGAGGUUUGUACCUGAAUGCCUACGAGGUGUCCUUUCCCCUGGAGGAGGGUAUAGAACGACCCCCCGCCUAUCACCUGAACCAGGGCCAGCAGAUGAUGGAUGAGCCGGUGGUGCAAGAGCCUCCUCACUCUCAGUACAGCACUUUCAUCCUGAUCUCUAACCUGCGAGCUCACCUGUACGUCACUCUGGAGAAGAACGCCUGGCUGCAGAAGCGCAUCGAGGAGCUCGAGGAGGAACGCAACUUCCUGCGCUGCCAGCUGGAUCGCUUCAUCGUCAGCAUGAGGAGUCCAGAGGAGUGGAGCGCGGACGCCCAGCGUGGUGUGAAGGUCCAGCCUGCCAGCUCUCCUUCCCCUCUGUCCCCCAUGACCACCAGGUCCGGAAUGACCCUCAAACGCAUCCAAGGAUCAGGAUCUCGGACCCGCCGCAAUGCUGCCAGGCAGGAGUUUCAUGUGGAGGAAGACAAAUACUACACUGAGGAUGAGUACGUGGAGGAGGAGGAAGAAGAAGAGGAGGAGGAGGAGGAAGAUGUGGACUCUUCAGCAGAGAAGGGGCUAAAGAAGAAGUGCAGAGGGCGGGUCAGUGGAGAGCCCAGGAUGAAGAUGAGGAGGGUCUUCAGGAUCACACACGGGAGGGAGCGACAAAGAGUUAAAGAUCCCGAUGGGGUUUUGAUCCGUUACAAGAAGAUCCUGUCCACCUACCAGCGGGUGAGGAGCAUGUCCCGAGCCUUUCAGAUCCACGGAGUCGACCGGAACACCAUGGCCUCCACCUCCCCCAUCGCUGAGCUGCUGCUGGUGGCUCCGGAGAAGGUGACGGAAGUCGGGGAGUUUGAGGCAUCCAAGGAGAAGCUGCUGGACUACGCCCGGAGGUGCUACAAGACGAUGGAUGACGAGACGCACGCCAAAGUGCAGACCAUGAAGAAGACUCACAAGCUGCUGCCCAUCUCCUACAGGUUCAGAAACUGACUGCAGAGGGAGGCCAGCAGCAGGCUCACCGAGAGCCGAAAAGAUGGGAGUUAAAAAAUUAAAUGGCAGCUCACAGGGCGAGUUUUUUUUUUUUUUUUCUUCAAUACGCUGCUCGAUUUAUAGGAUUUAGUUUUUCUGUUGUGCAGCUGUUACUGUUUUUCCUCCCUCUCAGAUGUUUAACGGUGUUUCUCACCGGAGACUGAACGUUUGUUUGCUUUACGUCAGGAAUUAACUGAAGCUCUAUACAUGCUGUUAAUUAUGACGCCCUCAGAGAUGGUUUUUCUUUUCAUGGGUGAUUUAUCAGUGCCUGCAGGUGUUUAUGGAGCAGGUAUGAGAUGGAAGUUGGAGUACAAGUGUUUUGAAUUUUGCUCUGAAUAAUUGUUGGCAUCAUUUCCUGUAAGUUUUUGUUAUAAAAGAGAGAAAUAUUUGUGGCAGUAUUUGAUUUUGCUUCCUGUGCUGAUGAGUGUCUUUUUUUGUUUGUUACUUAAAACAAACUUUAUUAGUUUGUGUAUUUCAUGCAUAAGAUCUUUAAGUUAA
Archocentrus centrarchus (flier cichlid) is the source of this 1750-nucleotide messenger RNA. Its product is annotated as coiled-coil domain-containing protein 106-like. The transcript has 7 exons. NCBI's taxonomy places the organism in Eukaryota, Metazoa, Chordata, Actinopteri, Cichliformes, Cichlidae. Bases 143 to 1213 code for a protein of 356 amino acids. The record is from RefSeq and is a predicted model, not a curated record. Gene Ontology annotation, cellular component: nucleoplasm.